Messenger RNA from Camellia sinensis, 2094 nucleotides. RefSeq lists its product as uncharacterized. The record is from RefSeq and is a predicted model, not a curated record. Lineage: Eukaryota; Viridiplantae; Streptophyta; Magnoliopsida; Ericales; Theaceae.
CUCUGGUCCCUCCCACACUUUUUUUCUCUCUCGUCUCUGUCCUCUCAGUUAUCACUCCACAAGCUCUUACAUUUUUCCUUGUUUUUGUUCUUUACUCAACUCUUGACAUCGUUCUCGGCCACAAACACCCAGAGCCCAAAGUCCCUCACACACACAGAGGAGAGGAAAAAGAUUUCUUAGUCACAAGAUUUGAUGGAGAAAAAGCAAUUGGAUUUGGAUGCUCCACUGUUAUCUGUGAGGCGAUUUUCAUCAGCAUUAGUUUCGUCAAAUGGAGAGAACAAGAAGAUGAUUGAGAAGUCAAUUCCGCACCACAGACACCAUUCUCUUCCUUCAUUCAAAUCCGAGUGGGAGUUAGCUGAGGUUACUAAACCAGUGGCAGUGCCUUUCCUGUGGGAGCAGAUUCCCGGAAGACCCAAAGGUGGAAGUGAAUCUGAGGUUCAAUCUCCCAUUGAACCUUCAAAUACUCCACGGCUUCCUCCAGGAAGGGCAAUAGAGUUUUCAAAGCCAUCAUCAGAAGAAGGAUACAAAGAUCAGAAUGUGUUUAAGUCGCAAAUUGAAGAGUCUCCUUUUAAUGUUAUUGCAACAUUAUUGGAGACCUUGAACAAGGGAGUGGAUACAGACAGUGAAUAUGAUGAAUAUUCUGAUGCACUCGACAUGCUAUCACCCACAGAAACAUUGUCAAUGAAUAGUAGAGUAAGUGGUUCGGAUGCAAAACCAUGUGGAACCUAUUUUGCUGAUAUGCAAACUCGUGAUUUUAUGAUGAAUCGUUUCUUACCAGCAGCGAAGGCUAUGGUUUUGGAUACACCUCAGUAUGUUUCAAAGAAACAAUCUCUACCAGUUAACAAAGUGGUCGGUGUCCAAAGGAGGCAUGUUCUUGAGCAGCACAGGUCGGACAUUGUACCACACUAUGCUCAAUAUUUACAGGACAUAGAAAGUGAAGAUGAAGAUGAAGAUGAUGAUGAUGAUGAGUACGAUAGUUCUGGAAAAACAUCAGUGAAAGGUUGUGGAUUAUUUUCUCAGUUUUGCUUCAAGAACUCUCUGUGUCUAUUAAAUCCUGUGCCAGGGAUGAAACCUGUUACCCAUUUUCCGAUUACUUCAGCUAAAGAAGUCAGCAGACUGGCCAGAACUGCAUAUAGUGGACCUCAAACCCAAAUUGCUGACAAGCAUGCUGGGAGUGCUGUUUAUAAGCCAAAAUUCGAUUAUAGAGCCCAAUCACAUGAGCUGCAUAAGGUGAAGAGUAAGUUAACCAUUGAAUCCCAUCGGUUACGUUACUCUGAUGACUUGCGUACGUCACGUGGAUCAUCUCCCUACAGGGUGGAAAAAGCUGCUACUGCAGAAUCUUUAUUGCAUGAUAUAAGAUGCUCACAUAUUUUGGUUGGCGCUAAUACACCUUCUGAUCGAUUAGCCAAUCUUAGAGGCCAAGGAAACAGAAUAGAGGACUUGAGGAUCAAUCAAGGUCAAGAUCAACAAUCCAUGUCCUUAGAUUGCUCAAGAUUGCACUGCAAUGCAAAACUUCUUUCGAACAAUGAACAUAUUCUAAAAGCAGACGAUCAAGGCAGUCCUAAUGUUGGAUCUUCACUGUCUUCGCUCCCUCCUCCUUUACCAAAGUCACCUUCUGAAUCUUGGCUCUGUCGUACCCUCCCUUCCAUUUCUUUCCAGCAUCCACUGUCACAUUCAGGACUUGGCACUCAGUUCCAUCACAAAAUGCCGCAUGCCAAAGUGCCCAGCUCGGGAACCAAGUGGGAGAACAUUGUGAAGACCUCUAAUGGGCAUCAUGAUCAUGUACGCUGUUCAAAGGAACUAGUUCCUCGCGUUUCGCUGCAUUUCAAACCAUUGUGAAAUUGGUGAAAAAUUCAAUUACUUUGGAAAAAUUUAGUUUGAAGGCAGCUGAAAAUUUUCAGCAUCACUCAAAUCAUAUGUUGAUCUUUGUAAGUAACAUGUUCUGUUAUUAUUGAAUACAAUGUAUCAUGUAACUAAGAGGAACAGGUUUUUUAUUUUUGUUUAUCAGGCUAUUGCUAAAAUUUAAACUCCUUGAUUAGGCAAUACAGCUUUCUGUGUUUUGGUUUGUUCAAGUUCAUGGACCAUCUUCCAUUC